AUGUUGAUGUCGUCAACAAUUCCUGUCAAAGGUGAUUAUCGUGUUGACAAACUUACACAUCGUCGUUCUAUCUAUGAUGGAAUGAAAUGGUGUCGAUUAUGUGUAAAAGAAAAUUGCCCUAAAAAGUAUUCUAUUGAUGGAUUUUGUGGUGCUCAUUUUCGUGAAGAAGAAGAGAGAAGAAAUAUGAAUUCUAUCUUACCAACAACUCGUCGAAGUCAGCGAUUAUUUGAAGAAAAACAAAUUGAACAUUAUGAAAAAGAUAACAAGAAAAUGACAACAUCCAGUAAUAAAAGAAAAAUUGAAGAUGAUGAUAGUGCAACAAUACCAAUGGAAUCAGAAACAUCUUUAUCGGCGACAUCAUUCAAAGCUGGCAAUAUUCGAUUCAAUUAUGAAGAUCAAAAUAUUAAGUAUCACGGAAAACAAUGGCUUGUAUCGUGUAUCAAAGAUAAUUGUAAAAAGAAGCAACAUAAAUACGGUCUCUGUUUCGUACAUUUUAAAGCAAAACAACAAAUUGAAGAUAAAAAAAAUGUUGCAAAAAGAGUUCGUCAGCAACGUGUACAGAAGAAGAAGUACAAAUAUUCGUGUCAAAAAGUUGAUAAUGCUGAAACAACUUUCGGCACUACAGCAACAUUGUUGAAUGCUACACUUCAUCCACAAGAUGAACAACAUGGGAAUAUACAACAAGAAACAACAAAAAUGACCACGUUAAUAAAUCAUUUAAUGGCAAUGCCCAUUGUACUCGACAAUGAUGAUGAAACAGCUACAAUUUUAUCUAAAAUCAAGAGAAGUGCAAGUAGUGAAAUAUUAAAUGGUAUGUACGUGUUAUGCAUAAACCACUAUAGGUUUGAAAAAACCAAUAGCCGUUUUAAAAUACAGGAUCCCAUCACUCUAUUGCGAGAAAACCUUUUUUUAUUUUACAUUCGAUUUUAACAUAAAUUCCACUAAAUAUACACAAGAUCGAAGGAUGUUCGAAAAAAAAUAAUUUUCGACUCUCCCAAAAUUCAAGAAAACAAGAGGUAAAAUAUAUUCUGCAGAUAUUACAAAAGAAAUUUUACACAUUACGAAUUGUCAAGAUAGUUUUAAAUCGAAGAAAAUACGUAACCGCAUCGAAUGUUUCUUACCUAUUUCAUUCUUUUAUCGCGUUUGAAAGUAAAAGACUGUGGAAAUCUGCGAUAGACUUUCAGAAAACAUGAAUUUUUAGAUCAAUAUUUGAAAAUUUACUGCCAAUAUUUGAUAUAGUUUCUUUCUUCUCCUUCGAACAAAAUAUAUUCUCAUUCUACAAUUCAUAAGGAAUUGCAUAAGGAAGAAUUCUAUGACACACUUUGUAUCCUUAAUUAAAAAGAAUAUAUCCAUUUUAACUAGUUAAAACUAGGCAGGCACCAGUUUUUAACUGGUGUUUGGGGCAUCCGGGAGAAUUGCUACAAAUCAGUUAUCACGAUUCUCUGAGAGCUGUAAAACAUCUAAUUUUGUAAAAAAAUGUUUACUCUACAAAAUGCAUUUGUUAAAAGAAUUCCAGAAUCAUUUCUAAGAA
Messenger RNA from Didymodactylos carnosus, 1531 nucleotides. Lineage: Eukaryota; Metazoa; Rotifera; Eurotatoria; Philodinida; Philodinidae. The record is from the annotation of a GenBank genome assembly.